AUGCCUCUCUCUUUUUCUCCAUCUCGGCUCUCAUUGCACGGUCCACAAUCCACAUCUCACUGGCUCACUCCAAUCCCAGUUUCACUCAUAAAGCCUCCAGCAAACCAGCAGCACCAGGACUAUGGAUCGCCAGUGUUGAAGCCUAAAGGGCCAGGAACUCUUCCUCCUAGUCCGACUACACAAAGCUGUGAGGAAUCUGGUUUUGUCAAGAAAAUAGGAGAGUACAAGAAGAGGUCCAAAACUUGGAAUCAUUUUCAUGUAAAGCAUGUGCAAGGAGUUCGUCAUGCAAUCUGCAAAUACUGUGAGAAGGACAUAGCUGCGGAUCCCAAAAGUAAUGGUACGACUCCCCUUAAUACUCAUGUAGCAAAAUGUCCUCUAAAUCCUAAAAAUAAGCCAAUUGGUCAUGCUACUUUACGUUUGGGUGAAACUGAAACCUUAGAGGGAGAGGUUAAAGGGGCACUUAUAAGUUGGAAAUUUGAUAUUGAAGUCAUUAGAAAAAGCAUAGCUUAUAUGGUAAUUGUUGAUGAGUUGCCAUUUAAACAUGUAGAGGGAAGAGGUUUUCAAUAUAUGAUGCAGACUGCUUGUCCAUCGUUUAGAAUUCCUUCAAGAUGGACUAUUUCUAGAGAUUGUUAUCAGUUGUAUUUAGAUGAAAAAAUUAACCUGAAACAUCUCUUGAAGAAUGACAGUGGCAGAAUUUGUCUAACAACAGAUUCCUGGACAUCCAUUCAAAGGAUAAACUAUAUGUGCCUCACUACCCAUUUCAUAGAUAAUGAUUGGAAACUGAACAAAAAGAUCCUAAAUUUCUGUCCUAUUGCUAGUCACAAGGGAAAUGAAAUUAGUAAGGCCAUAGAAAAAUGUCUACUAGAAUGGGGAGUUGAUGAUAUUCUAACUGUUACAGUUGACAAUGCAAGUUCCAACAAUUUAGUUGUCCAAUAUUUACGAGGAAAACUUCAAAAAUGGGGAAAAGCUGUGUUAAGGGGGAAAUGGACUCAUGUGAGGUGGAAUUCUACAUAUCUAAUGCUAGAUACAGCUCAGAGGUUUGAGCAAGCUUUUGAGAGGUUUGAGGAGCAGAAUCCUUAUAUGCUUCAAGAGUUAGAAAAUCUGCCAACAAAAUCUGAUUGGACAAAAGCUAGAUUCUUGCAAGUGACAAUAAUGAAUUGA
This is a messenger RNA of Coffea eugenioides, 1161 nucleotides long. Its product is annotated as zinc finger BED domain-containing protein DAYSLEEPER-like. The coding region runs from base 1 to 1161 and encodes 386 amino acids. The record is from RefSeq and is a predicted model, not a curated record. Gene Ontology annotation, molecular function: DNA binding. Lineage: Eukaryota; Viridiplantae; Streptophyta; Magnoliopsida; Gentianales; Rubiaceae. The transcript is spliced from 4 exons.